CGGCGCGGGUUCCUGAUUUCUCUAGCUCGCCGAGGCGCCGACGAAGGCCUGCACCCUGCAGCAAAGCCAGCCACUACCGCAGCGAAGGCCCCGGCGACGGCAUAGACUACCUACCUUCCUACGCCCGCGCGGCCGCCUCUGUCGCUGCACCCGCCCCGCAACUCGCCAGCGGUGAUUCGGUCGAGCCGAACAUGUCGGCGUCCGAUAUGCCCGACGAGCUGUGGGCGCGCGUCCUGGAGCUCGGCGCCGCCUCCGCCGCGCUGGGGUUCCGCGACCUCUGCUGCCUCGCCAUCGCCUCGCGCCGCCUCCGCCGCCUCUCCCUCCACCCCUCCCUCUGGUCGGCGCUCCUCUCCCGCGACUUCCCCUCCCAAUCCCAGCCUUCCUCCUCUUCGCAGCAGCAGCAGCCCGAUCCCAAAUCCCUCUACAGGACCAAGUUCGAGAGGCACAAGCUGCGGAUGGCGGAGGCGAGGCGGCGGGCGGUGUACGAGGCGGAGGGGCGGGUGGUGGCGUGCCGGAGGCGUCUCACGGAGCUGGAGGAGUCGAUGUGCGCCGAGGGGGAUAGGAUGAAGGCCACCGCGCAGGAGCUGGACAGCCUCGAGAGGGUCAGAAGAGCUUCGGUGGCAUUAAACGUGUGGCAACCACAAGUUGUUCAUGGGCGUCAGAAACAGUUGGUUCAGCAAUGCACUGUUCCUGUUGAUUCUCGUCUUAGUGCUCUACACAUGGAGCUGAAAGUUUGUAAGCAACAAAUAGCAACUUACAAGAAUGCUUACAACAAGGAGAAGCUCAAGUUGAAUGAGUAUGAGGAAGCAUUGAGACGAGUUAAAUAUCAUCCUAUGCAGAAUAGUAGUGAUACAAGCGCAUCUGGUAAUGAGCCACAAGCAAAGCGGAAGAGACUGAAGUAAGACCCAUUGUUCACCAUCGGAUCUUCAUUUGCCUCAAGAUAAAGGCAUCCGCAGUGCAGCAAGUGUCAAGAUAUUCGUUUCGGGGAAAAGAGUCCAAAUGCACUGUGGAUUCUUCGUCGGUUCAUUUGUUUGGGCAUGUGUGCGCACAUGAUGUAGUACGUGGCAUUGUUCCUUUCCAGGCAGAAUGAACGAAUGAAGCUCGACUGAUCCCUUCCAAUUGCCGAAAGAAUCUUAUCCUUUUCUUUUGGCGGCAAAAAGGCUAUUUCCCCACCAAUUGCUGCCGAAAGAAUGUUAUUCCCAUCGAAUGUGUACCGUGCAGCCGCCAGCUACUCCGUGUGGACGCCAGCUAUUUUCAGAGCAGAAUAGUCCGGCCCUGGUGCUUGCCCGUCACGAAAUUGUGGGCGGUCGACUAUUCUAUCUACAGAAGAAGGACGACUGGUCCGAUUGGAUUUCUUCAGCUGACCGUUGGUUUCUAGAGAGCGUGCUGUAUGAAACUGUUGGCUCGGUGCUCUUCAUGUUGCCUUGCGUUUCGGGUUUGGAGAUGUGUGUUAAGUACUCCCUCUGUUUCUAAAUAUAAGUCUUUUUAGAGAUUUUACUAAGGACUACAUGCGGAGCAAAAUGGAUGAAUCUACACUCUAAAACAUGUCUAUAUACAUCUGUAUGUAGUUUGUAUUGAAAUCCUAUAAAGACUUAUAUUUAGGAAUGGAGGUGGUAUAACUCAUUCAUUUGUAUCCUAGUACUAAGCGGUCAGCUACUCUUAAAAGCAUCCUCGUCCAUGACGAGUGAUGAGCAGCCUCUGUAAACCUUUUGUGACUCUUAAUUUGGAUUUUUGACUUAAGAUUCAUCAUUCA
Molecule: messenger RNA, 1753 nt
Organism: Triticum urartu
Lineage: Eukaryota; Viridiplantae; Streptophyta; Magnoliopsida; Poales; Poaceae
Product: F-box family protein
Molecular function (GO): protein binding
Source: RefSeq, a predicted model, not a curated record